AUGGCGGCCGCGCCGCCCAAGGACAGAGAUGCGGCCCGCUCACGCGAGGUGCGGCAGUGCCUCGAGAGCUGGCAGACGGCCCAGGGGUCGUCCAUCAACGUCGCCCUCAAUGUCGACAACAUUGGCUUCGCCAACCUGCAGCGGACCGGCUACACGCCGCAGGCAUCGCCCGACCGGACGCUGACGGCCUUUGCGCAGCUCGCGGUGCUGCGCCUCGGCGUCGAGCGAGCCAUGGUCUCCCUCAUCGAUAGCUCGACCCAGACGAUCCUGGCCGAGGCAACGCAGGAAGACAGCCAUUCGCCGGCGGACGACCUGCCGCAUGCCCCCGCGACCUUGUGGUUGGGCACCACUGUCCUCGCCCGCCACGAUGCCGUCUGCGAGCACUGCCUCGACGGCUCGUACACGCCGCCCCCCUCGACGGGCCCCGACGGCAUGCCGCAAAAGAGCCACACGACGCAGGCCUUUGUGGUGCCCGACUGCAGCCUCGACCCGCGCUUCCAGAACCGCCCCUAUGUCCGCGACAGCCCCUUUAUCCGCUUCUACGCCGGCGUGCCCAUCAUCUCGCGCAGCGGCCACAAGAUUGGGGCCUAUGCCGUCUCCGAUGGGCGGGCCCGGGCCGGGCUCGACCUCCGCGACGUCCAGUUCAUGCAGGGCAUGGCCCGGACCAUCAUGGAGCACCUCGAAUGGGCCCGCGACCGCGUCGACCGCUUCAAGGGCGAGCGCAUCGUCCGCGGCCUCGCCGCCUUUGUCGAGAGCUCCUCCGGCCCUGCCGCCGACGCGGCACCGUCGCGCCCGGCCUCCACCGCCUCGUCCGAUCGCCUGCCGCGGUCGCCGCCCGUCGCCAUUAACUCCCCGCGGCACCCCCUGACCCGCCAGACGUCGUACUUUGGCCCGCGGGACGUGGGAGUGGCCAGCACACAGCCGGCUCAGCAAGGGCUGGGGAUCCAUGAAGCCCUCGAAGUGAGGACGCCUGGCUCGCUUCGCUCUGCCUCUGGGCCGCGGAAGCCGUCCAGGGGUCGCGGUCAGGACAAGGAGGGCGUCACGGCGAAGCUGGACGCCAUGUCGACAAUGCUGCAACAGGCUGCCGACAUUCUCUGCCAGUCGACCCUCGCCGAUGGCGCAGUCAUCCUCGGCGCCUCCGCGAGCACAUCACGGCAGACCAGCUGGGCGGCAGCCACGGCGAUGCACGGCCUCAGCUCGUCCGACGAGGAUGAGCCUGCCUUGCCAUCAUCGCCUGGUGUACCAGAUGGCGUCAAGGACGUCCUGGAGAACAUGGCCAGCCCGUCCAGCUUCCGGGGUGACAAGCUGUCCCGGGUGCUGGCCUAUUCCAUCAUCGACCAGCAGACCCGUGCCAUGUUCGAGCAGGGCCAAGGUGCCCUGACACUGGGCACGCUUGAGCGGUACUAUACAAUGUAUCCCAAGGGCAAGACCUUCUCCUUCACGGGCCACGGAGCCACCAUCACCUCGGAAGACGACAGCGCCAGCGAACGCGAGACGCCGCUCGAGCCGGGCUCGAAACUGCAAAUACCCCUGAGCCACGAUCACAACAACCACCAUGAGCGACUUCCGCACUCUCGCCACCACCACCAUCGUGCACGCAGAAAGCCCCAGGCAGACCACACGGAGCUCCUCCAGCGCAUCCCCGGCGCCAAGACGGUCAUCUUUGUGCCGCUGAUCGACCACACCGAGAAUAGCUUCUCUGGCGGCUACUUCCUAUGGACAUCCGUGGCCGGCCGCCUGAUUACGCUCGACACGGACCUCUCGUACCUGCGAGCCUUUGCCAACAGCAUAAUGAGCCAGGUCGCCCGCAUCAGUGCGCAGAAGAACGAGGCGGCCAAGACAACUUUCAUCGCCAGCAUGAGCCACGAGCUGCGCAGUCCCUUGCACGGGAUCCUCGGGGCCGCCGAGUUCCUGACCGACACCUCGGCCGACUCGUUCCAGGCGGGCCUCAUCUCAUCCAUCUCCACCUGCGGCAAGACCCUCCUCGACACGCUCAACCACGUGCUCGACUACAGCAAGAUCAACCGGCUGGGCCGCUCGCGGCGCCGGCGGUCGACCAACAAGGAGGACGAGCCGAGCCGCGGUGGUGCAAUCUCAUCCGACUCGCUCGACAGCCUCAACCUGACGGCCGUCAUCGACCUAUCGGCCCUCGUGGAGGAGGUCGUCGACGCCAUCGUCACGGGCCACACCUUCAAGGCACUGCCCGGCACCGUCGUGUCGCAGGCCAAGCAGUCGCCCAUCAUCAGCGGGCUCACCAGCUCGAGCCUGAACAGCAACAACACCAACAAAAAGCCCCAGCCGGUCUCUGUGAUGCUGGACAUCACGCCGCCCGGCACGUGGCUGGUGCGCACGCAACCCGGGGCCCUGCGGCGGAUCGUGAUGAACCUCUUUGGCAACGCGCUCAAGUACACGUCUGCGGGUUUCGUCAUGGUGGCACUCAGCGUCAAGCAGACGACCGAGGCCGCUCAGACGGACGUCCUGAUCCGCGUCAUCGACAGCGGCAAAGGCAUGUCGGCCGAGUUCCAGCGGGACCGGCUCUUUGUCCCCUUUAUGCAGGAGGACCAUUUCCAGCCCGGCACGGGCCUGGGCCUUAGCAUCGUCAAGCAGAUUGUCGACUCGCUCGGCGGCUCCAUCGAUGUGACGUCGGAGCAGGGCAAGGGCACCGAGAUCGACGUCCGGGCCAGCCUGCCCACGGCCGUCGAGCACGGCAUGCUCGACCAGGAGCUCGCGUGGAUCCGCAGGCACGCCAGGGGGCUGCGCAUGGUCAUCCUGGACACCGACAUCGAAGCGCACGGGGGCAAGGUCGCCGCCAGGCAGGCGGACCGGCUGCACCAGGCCAUUGCCAAGACGUGCAAGACGUGGUUCGGCCUCGACGUGGUCCACGAGCAGGACCGCGGCGCCGGGCUUGACGCGGACCUCUUCAUCUACUGCGAGCCCCCCUCCAUGGAGGCCCUCGAGCAGCGCUUCAGGGACGACAAGACGCUAUCCCGCCGCAAGUGGCAGAUCCCCGUCAUCAUCGUGUGUCUCGACGCCCAGGAGGUGCUGCGGAUCUCGCGCUCCCAAAAGGAGACGCUGGCAAAGGGCUAUGGGAGGAUCGUCGAGCUCAUUCCACAGCCAUGCGGACCUCGCAAGCUGGCAAAAGUGAUUGAACUGUGCCUGCGCAAGGCCGAGGAGCUGGCAUACAAGGCGACGCCGGGCGACGAGGACCACCUCUCCUCACCCAUGCAAUUCGAGAGCAAGAAGAAGGGGCCUACAGCAGAAGAACAGAAACGCAGGGAUGGCUUGAGCCUUGAAGACCGCGAUCAGGACGUGCUGCAGACAGACCCAACUUCCAUCCCGAUGCGGCCGAUGGAAGACGACGAGAAGGACGGGCAGGUAGACGACGGGGCCAAUGGCAAUAGUCAUGACAACAACGACGAAGGCCGGGACCUAGAGGCACCCGAGGCAGAGGCAUUGAAGGAGAUGGAAGUCCAGCAGCACGAGGGCAACAAAGACGGUGGGGUCGACGCCGUGCACGUCGAAGCUCCGCAACCAGCUGCCAUCAUGCAAGAUGCACAGAAACCCCCACAGACAUCCAACAACGAGGCCGAGCCGCUACGCGUGCUCGUCGUCGACGACAACAAGAUCAACCUGCAGCUCCUCGUCAUGUUCAUGAAAAAGUGCGGCUUCUCCUACGAAGAGGCCGAGAACGGCAAGGAGGCCCUAGACCACUACACGGCGGCCGCACACGCCCGGAACAGCGCCCAGGGACCGCCCUCGGACAGGGACACGGACAGGCCUCGGCGGGCAGCCUUCGACUGGAUCCUGAUGGACAUCAGCAUGCCCGUCAUGGACGGGAUCGAGGCCACGCAGCGCAUCCGCGAUUUCGAGCUCGAGCAGGGCCUCGCGCCGGCCACUGUGGUCGCGCUGACGGGGCUCGCGAGCGACGAUGCGCAGCGCGAUGCCAAGCUGGCGGGCGUGGACAUAUUCAUGGCCAAGCCGGUGAGGUUCGCGGCCCUCAAGAAGGAGAUGUUGGCCACUUCAAAGGCCCUGCCACGCACGGGGGACAAUUCUUCCGCUGGUUGA
Microdochium trichocladiopsis is the source of this 4065-nucleotide messenger RNA. RefSeq lists its product as uncharacterized. Gene Ontology annotation, biological process: protein autophosphorylation; phosphorelay signal transduction system. Gene Ontology annotation, molecular function: phosphorelay sensor kinase activity; protein binding; histidine phosphotransfer kinase activity. Bases 1 to 4065 code for a protein of 1354 amino acids. The transcript has 3 exons. Lineage: Eukaryota; Fungi; Ascomycota; Sordariomycetes; Xylariales; Microdochiaceae. The record is from RefSeq and is a predicted model, not a curated record.